AUGGCGCCGCCCGCCGCUGGUGCAAAGGGAGGAGGCAGUCGUGCAGCCCGUCGUGACAAAUGGCUCUGCAAGUCCUGCCUCGGACGCGAUCACAAGCCCUACGUCAACUUCGCUGACAAGCUGUGCUGCAACAGCUGCGGCCUGGCCAAGAGCGUCGUGUACGGAGGCCCCGUCAAGCCCAGUGCGCCCUCUCGGCCAGCGCCGUGGGCCGCAGGUGGCAAAGCAGCAGGAUCGCUCUCGGCACAGCUGCUCGAGAUGCAGAAGCAGGUCCAAUCACUCACGUCGCAGCUCAAGCAGGCGAAGGCUAAACCACCCGAGUCGGCGGCGCCCACGGCGGGUGCAGAGCAUAGGGAAGGCGAUGCUGGUGCUGAGUCGACAGUCAAGAAAAGGUUGGACGAGUUGGACGGCUUCAUUAAGCAGCUGGCUGGGGUUGACACGCCAGAGGUUACGAAGCUGGUGGAGCAGUACAAGGCAGAGCAGGUCAAGCUGCGCACGCAGCUGUUUCAGGAGAAGCCGCCUUCGCAGCGGCUCAAGUCCCUCGGCUUCAAGAUCACCAAGGUCGAGCAGCAGAUCGCCAAGCAGCAGACGGCCCGCGAGCUCAAGCAGGCGCAGCUGGCGGCCUUGCAGGCGGAGAUCGCCACGCAGGACGCCGCUUUGGCCGAAUCCCGCAAGCAGCUGCUGGAGCUCGAGGGCCAGCGGGCCCAACUGGUUGGUGCGCUGCCGCAGCCUCCUGCAGCGGCUCCUGGCACAGGCGCUGGCGACGACGAGAGCAGCUGGACGCUGCCCAAGUUGGAGCAAGUCCUGCUUGCUGCUGAGGCUCCUCCUGAUCUGCAGCAGGAUGUGGCCAAUCUGGUGGACAGGAUGCGCCGGCAUCGGCAGGCUCAGGAGCAGGAGCGAAAAGCUCAAGCCGAGCGCGAGGCCGCCCAGGCUCAGCAAGAGCAAGCCGAGGAGGCAGCAGCCAGAGCCGACGCCGCCAUGGAGGCAGACGAAGGUGAUGCCCAGGUGGAGGAGUCCGUCAACCAGGCUACUGCCGAGGAGCUACGUGAUUUCUUGCGUGAGUCUGGCGCUGACAUCCCUAACGCUGCCGAUGCUUCAGAGGAGGAACUUCGGGCUGCAGUCAAGCGAAUCCGCAUGGCCGCAGCCAAGUGGAAGGUGGUCAAGAAGCCACGCACAGCCUGA
Messenger RNA from Prorocentrum cordatum, 1179 nucleotides. The record is from the annotation of a GenBank genome assembly. Lineage: Eukaryota; Dinophyceae; Prorocentrales; Prorocentraceae.